Messenger RNA from Phragmites australis (common reed), 1351 nucleotides. RefSeq names its product GDSL esterase/lipase At1g28600-like. The coding region runs from base 47 to 1165 and encodes 372 amino acids. NCBI's taxonomy places the organism in Eukaryota, Viridiplantae, Streptophyta, Magnoliopsida, Poales, Poaceae. The record is from RefSeq and is a predicted model, not a curated record. The transcript is spliced from 5 exons. Gene Ontology annotation, molecular function: hydrolase activity, acting on ester bonds.
UCGAGAAGCACGCCCCGCGCUGCCGUCGUUUCACGUUUCUGCAGCCAUGAAGAUUCCCAUCGCCGCGCUCCUCCUCCUCGUGCCGUGCCUGCUCCACGGCGCGUCCGCCGUCCACCCACACAACAACUUCACCUCCAUAUUCAGCUUCGGCGACUCGUACGCCGACACCGGCAACUUCAUCAGGCUGGCCGCCCCGUUCAUCCCAUUCAUUCCUUUCAACAACUCCCCCUACGGCGAGACGUUCUUCGGCCACCCCACCGGCCGCGCGAGCAACGGCCGCAUCGUCCUCGACUUCAUCGCGGAUGCUUUCGGCUUGCCCUUCGUGCCGCCGUCCUUGGCCCAAGGGCAAAACUUCAGCAAGGGCGCAAAUUUUGCGGUCGUGGGGGCGACGGCGUUGGACCUGGCCUACUUCAUGCAACAGAACAUCACCUCUGUUCCCCCGUUCAACAGUUCCCUGAGUGUCCAGCUGGGGUGGUUCGAGCAGCUCAAGCCUUCGUUCUGCAACACCUCGCAAGGAUGCGAGGAUUACUUGGGCAAGUCCCUCUUCUUCAUGGGAGAGUUCGGCGGGAACGACUACAUCUUCUUCCUGGCUGACAAUAAGACCGUGGACCAAACGAAAGCCUACGUUCCUGCCGUUGUCAACGCCAUCGCCGCCGGUGUAGAGAGGCUGAUCCAGCACGGCGCCAAGCGCAUCGUCGUGCCAGGGAACCUGCCCACAGGCUGCACACCCAUCAUUCUGACGCUGUACGCGAGCACAAACGCGUCAGACUACGAUCACUACGGCUGCCUCAAGAAGUUCAACGGCUUGGCGCUUGACCACAACACCCUUCUCCAGAGACGGGUCCAUGAGCUCCGGAGCAAGUACCCGCACGCCAAGAUCGGUUUCGCCGAAUACUACAGGCCCGUCCUCGCGUUCCUGAAGAAACCGGCAUAUUUCGGAUUCAACGGCAGCUCGGCGCUGUCGGCGUGCUGCGGGGCGGGAGGCAAGUACAACUACAACGCCACGGCGGCGUGCGGUUUUCCCGGCGUGCCCGCGUGCGCGGACCCAUCCAAGGCGGUGAACUGGGACGGCAUCCACCUCACGGAGUCGGCGUACAGGGACAUCGCCGGGACGUGGCUGCGCGGCCCGUUCGCGGAGCCACCGAUACUGAGCCUGGCGCAUUGAUUCUUGGUUUCAACGUCAUGACAUCGACUGGGUUGAUAUCUUAGCAUCCCGCUUUGUUGCCUGUAGCCUUACGCCAAUGGCAAGGCAGUUAACUGAAAGUCAAUGUCAAAAAGAGACACCAGAAUAUAGUUGCUCAUGAACUAGCAAGAAAGACUAGGAGAGCAAAUAUCUCAGCAGCGUGGAUAG